Molecule: messenger RNA, 570 nt
Organism: Saccostrea cuccullata (small rock oyster)
Lineage: Eukaryota; Metazoa; Mollusca; Bivalvia; Ostreida; Ostreidae
Product: hydroxyacyl-thioester dehydratase type 2, mitochondrial-like
Exons: 4
Coding region: 246-524 (92 amino acids)
Biological process (GO): fatty acid biosynthetic process
Cellular component (GO): mitochondrion
Molecular function (GO): (3R)-hydroxyacyl-[acyl-carrier-protein] dehydratase activity
Source: RefSeq, a predicted model, not a curated record
UGCGCUGUGACGAGCAAUGCAAUGUGUAGUGCGAGCCGAUUUAAAAUAAAAGUUUUUGUACGCGAUAUUCUAAUUAUGUAAUCAUUGCAGAUUGUGCAAGGUCUCUUUCUACCAGAAAAUAUACAUCGGUAAAUGUAGGAGACAAAGCUACAUUAACAAAAACUUUCACAAAAGACGACGUAAUUUCUUUCGCUAAAAUAAGUUUGGACAACAACCCAUUGCAUACCGAUCCCGACUUUGCUGAGAUGACUAAGUAUGGAAAAUGUAUCGUACACGGUGUCCUUAUAAACGGAUUGAUUUCUGCGGUGUGCUCUACGAAACUUCCGGGUCCAGGGGCCGUGUACUUAUCGCAGGAAACGAAAUUCGUCGCUCCAGCAUUUGUCGGAGAAUCUGUAACGGCGGAAGUAGAGGUCUUUGAGGUCCGGAAGUCAAUCAUGAAAUGCUACACGACAGCCUUCCGGACAGACAGUAAACAGGUUCUGAUGCAGGGUGUAGCCAAAAUAAUGUUACCCCAAACCAAGUAGACCCUUAAAAACCGGAAGCCGUCAUAGGGAUCUGUAAUAUGCAUGG